UGCCGCUCAGGGUGACCAGAUUGAUUUCAACUCAAGUCAAUUUUACUCUUAGAAAUCUCUCUUUAUUGCUGGUUAAGAGAAAUUCACAGCACUUCAUGAUCAACCCAAAACCCUUUGCUAGAUAGAUCAGCUAAGUAUAGCUUCUCUUACUUUGGGAGAGUUUUGACACUGAGGUAUUUCAGGACCCCGUUGGCUCAACAGAUACAUUUAGCGUCUGAGUCUUCAAACGGGCGAACUCUUAAAACUGUCCAACAAAAUAAUGAACUCAUUUGUUUUUGAUCCGCCGUAUGGAAGGCAGAACCACGCGAGGUUGGUUUUGCUGCCGAAUGAUCUCAAUCGACAGAGCAUCAAUGUCUGGAAAAAUAGUUGACGAUCGAAUUGCGAGAGACGAUUUGUAUUGCAACCAAAACUCUUCGAAACCUUUUGGCAUCAUUUGUCGUACAGGAGUGAUCUCUGACGAUGAUUCAUAAUGGAUUUUCCUGUUUUCCCGCUUAAGAUUGUUAGUAGGUGAUCUGACGCGCUGACGUCUUUUGUUUCGAGCGUGAAUGGCUGGCAGUCUGAUUCUUUCUAAUUUCUUCUUCGUAUCAUGAGAGCCAUCAAAAUGACGACGAAGCUGUUUUAAAGAUAAUCCCUUUUGGCUGCAAUUUCCAUCGUUUCUUGUUUGUCUUUCCACGUUGACUUUUGUACCUUUUAUUAACUUUGAACACGAGCUAUUAGGAUCUUGUGCUUUUGCCAUGUUAAUACAAAAGUACGAAUAAACAGCAAGACAAGCUCGGAGUACUGAUUACAAUGUCUACCACAAAUUCCACUUUGAAAUGUCCUCGAAUUUCAUGUUGGCCGGGAGAUGUAUACACAUAACUGCUCCUAGAUCUCUUUGUUGAUCAGAAAUGAUAUGAUCAGAGUCUCGAUAUUUGAUUUUCACUCAAACGCUACAUUCUCCGGUCUUCUCAGACGGUGCAGUACAAAACAAGUCUUCCAGUCAACGAGUCGCACUUAGCUUAUGUUACCCCCGCUGACCUGCAUGCUUUAUAAAUAGCUAACAUGCCUUGUUCUUGCCGCGUACAACUUUAAACAAGUCUGACCUUUCUCUCACGAAGGAAGUGUCACAAUAACGCCUUUGGAUUGGAUUCGGCGAGAAUACCCUACAGAAAAGCCGCCAUGUUCGUGUUGCAGGCAAACGCGAAGCGAGUGCCGAACGUCCUUUCACCUGCUACUGAAAUGAAAGAAACAUCCCAGCCGUUCGGUAGAUUAGGGUAAAGACAGAAUGGUUUGCUCUUUACAAAUAGCGUAACCUUUCUAGAGAAUUACUGAUUAAAAAGAGGCAAUAAAGCAAAAAGCUGGACCUUAGGUCUUCGAUUUCCAUGAUUGAGUAUUUAAAAAUGGUGUAGCUCUUGCCCUCGUGUGCUUUUUAUAAAAACUAAAAAUUGACCUUGAGCAGAAAGGGUUUUCAUCUCCGUUAUCGUCUUUUUCUUUCCUUCUCAAUUUUCGCUCGGCGUAUUCAAUUCUCCUUUGUGACUACACUGUGGUGUUGACAAUGGCACAUUGUCCUCUCCGACAAAGCAUUUUAAUCCAGCUCCUGUCAAGCGUGACCUCUUCGGCAAUGGUCAGUCAUGUUAGAUUGAUCGUAAAUAAUCGCCUUAGGCCUAAGUAGUGCAUUGUAAUUAGUCGGUAACUUAGGAGAAGUAUUCUUGCGGGUUAGUAAACAAGAAAAGCGAGGAAAUAAGGAAAAGCGCGAUGUGGUCAUCUUUCACUCGAAGUAUCCCUAAUUUAAUCACCCUCCUGUGUAAGAGGGGCUGAAACAACGCUUUUAAAAUGCGAGGCGAUUUAUCAAGUUAACCAAUUCAAUUAUAAUCUGAAUAAUGAUGGCAAACAACCAAGUGGUAAUAUCAAAAGCGAGUUGACAACAUGCCUCACAGGCAAUACUUUCAACGUUCAACACUUCCAAAGCUUGUCGAUGAUCAUCUUUCCUCUGGAAAAGGCAAAGAAUGGAUGCCAACGUCGUCGCAAGUCAACGCAAGAGAAAAACUCCGCUUCCAAACGUACUCUGAUAAAAUUUCAGGCGGUAUUCAAUAUUGGCACAAACACAAACUUAAGCCAAGCGAGACACGAACAAGAGACACCAUUAAGGAGACGAAGAAAGUAAAUAAUCUUUCACAUCAGCCGAAAUGCACUGCUUGUGGUGGUUUGCUCUCUCAUCGAAUGAGCCUGAAAAGUAUACACUCGAAAUUUACUGAACGUCAUUCGAAGUGCGCGUUCGGACGUGAAUAUUGUGAUGUAAUUGGUCCAUGUGCGGAAUGCUGUUUGACGGAGCAACGUAAUGCUAUUGUCAAGAAACAGUCUGUGGAGUUUCCGGGAUUGGAGGUUACACCAAGAAGACUUGUGGCACCAAACCUGGUCCAAGUUAUGAUGCAGCACAGUCAGAUUGAGCUCGGUUAUAAUGCAUCUGAACUUUCUCAAAGUCACCAGGGUAGGAGCGUCCUCGAACUGCCACUCAUUCCUGUCGACACGCUGAGGUAUAUGAGGAGGGAAGCUGGGAGUAGCAAGCAUAAGCGAAAUACUUUCAUAACAGAUCAGGAACCAACUUUUAAGAAGUACAUAGAGAUUCGCCUACCAAAAAUCUGACACAAUAAGUUUUACUCGGAAUUAGCUUAGAGACACAGGAACCUGCAAGGGUGAUACUGAAAAACAAAAGUUCGCCUAAAGUUAACUUGAACUCAAGUGCUAAUCCUAUUCACCGAGUUAAAUAUGCAUAAUACAGUGUCUCUCUUUUGGCUGAUGGACUGAUUUGAAUGACUAACGUGUGUGAAUAAAUCAUUCGCCCAAGUAAUUUACUGUUGGGUUUUGCAGCUUCUGUAUAUAAACAUAACGCUGAUAAAAUUUUGUUUUUUGCUUUUUCUUUCUUC
Pocillopora damicornis (cauliflower coral) is the source of this 2903-nucleotide messenger RNA. RefSeq lists its product as uncharacterized. The record is from RefSeq and is a predicted model, not a curated record. NCBI's taxonomy places the organism in Eukaryota, Metazoa, Cnidaria, Anthozoa, Scleractinia, Pocilloporidae.